AGAGGACAGAGAGAAACGUCCUGGAUCAGGAGGAAGCAGCAAAAGGGAAGAAAGGAGGGAAAAAAGAAAAGAGGAGGGAGUAAAGCAUCCCAAAUCAGGAGCAAAGGAGGAGGACAGAGGACGGAGAGCAGCAUUGCAGAUCAGGAACGAACCAGGAGGAGGAGGAGGGACGGAAGCCUCCUGACUCAGGAACCGAGAGAGGAAGAGGAAGGCAGAAGGAAAGAGGAUGGAGAGAAGCACCCCAGAUCAGGAGGAAAGCGGGAGGAAGACGAAAGAGGCAAAGAGGAGGGACUGAAGCCUCCUGACUCAGGAACCGAGAGAGGAAGAGGAGCAUCGCAGAGCAGGAGGAAACCGGGAGGAAGGGAGGGAAGAGGAGGAGGCGGUGUCUCUUUUGCUGCCUGACUCCUCGGCGACGUCAGUAGAUCCCUCCUGGCUCCGUCGUGACUCCGGAUUCCGCCGCAGCCCCGACCGGAGCAGCCUCAGCCUCUUUGGCGGAGGAGUCCCGGGCCCACUCUGGCUCCCUCCAGGCGAUGACGAUGGCGAUGAUGAUGAUGAUGAUGAUGGGAAGCGGAGGAGGAGGAGGAGGCGGCGGCUGUCUGUCCUGAGUGCCUUGGGAAGGAGGGAUGGAUCAGCCGGGCUCCCUUCACGCCCCGAGGCCCUCUCCGGCUGGGCGUCUGUUCCUGGCCCGUCCCUUCAGCUGCAGGGCCUGCCUCUACGGAGGGCGCCUGGCCGGAGGAGGCUGCAAGGGCGGCUGCAGCCCGGAGCCCGAGGCCCUGCUGGCCCCCGGAGACGACGAGGACGGAGAGGCCGAAGGGGAAGAGGAGGCCGAGGGGUCCCCGGUGCCCGCCUGCCCUCCGGCCCCGCGCUCGCCUUCCCCUCCCACGCCGCCCUGCUCUCCUCCGUCGGCUCCUUGCAGCCGGGGCCGGGAGCCCAGCCUUCCUCCGGUGCCCCCGAGCCCCACCCUCCGCCGUCGGGCCAAGUCCCUUCCUCUGCCCGGGGAGCGAGGCCUCCGUCCGGCGGUGCAGCAGCAUCAUCGGCCCCAGAGCCCUUCCCGGAGGAAGACGGUGCGCUUCGCCGACUGUUUGGGGCUGGAGCUGACCGCCGUGAGGCACUUCUGCCAAAGCGAGGAGCAGGAGACCCCAAUGCCCCCCUCCCUGUCCGCCCAGGAGCUGCUGAAGACGCGGAAGCCCCCGGCGCUGGGCGAUCUGGAGCCAGUCCCCUUCGGGCCUCCGGCGCUGCUGCUGGAGCCGCUCUUCCCUCCCUCUCCGGGCUCCAGCGCGGGCUUCCUGGAUCGGCUGCGGGCGCAGAAGGUGGCGCUGGAGUGGGUCCGGUCGGAGGCCGGGGGGCUGCGGGGCGCCGUCCGCGUCCUCAACCUGGCCUUCCAGAAGGAGGUCUCCGUCCGCUACAGCCUGGACCGCUGGGCCAGCGCCCUCGAGAUCCCCGCCAGCUACCAGCCCCACAGCCUGGGGCCCGAGACCGACCGCUUCGCCUUCCGGCUGCCCAUCUCCUCCGCCGGGACCCCGACGCCCACCCUCGACUUCGCCCUCCGAUACCGCCUCCCGGGCGCCGAGUUCUGGGACAACAACCGCGGGGAGAACUACCGCCUCCGCGCCAGGACCAGGGCCAGCGCCCGGGAAGGAGAAGCCCCGGCCCCCGACGCCAACGCCUGGAUCCACUUCAUCUGAGCCAGUACUUCCCAAGAUCCAGUCACCCGAUCCCUCCUCCUUCGCCUGAGCCGAGAGGAGAGUGCCUUUGGGAAAGAAGGAAGAGGAGGAAGGGAAAGAAGAGGAGCCCACGAAGGAGGAGGAGAAGGGGGGAUCUCUCCUCUUGCGCCCCUUGGGCUUCCCCACCUUCCCCUCAUGACCAAGGAAACGACCUUCUCACCCUUCGGGGCCGAGGGAUCUCUCUCCUGCUCUGCCCAUUGGGCACCCCUGCCCUCCCUCACUUUUAUGACACCAGGCCAUGAGGAAAGCAGGCACCCCAGACUCCUCCCGAUGCUGUCUUUACGCAGGAUUUG
Molecule: messenger RNA, 2017 nt
Organism: Sceloporus undulatus (fence lizard)
Lineage: Eukaryota; Metazoa; Chordata; Lepidosauria; Squamata; Phrynosomatidae
Product: protein phosphatase 1 regulatory subunit 3E-like
Exons: 1
Coding region: 624-1685 (353 amino acids)
Biological process (GO): regulation of glycogen biosynthetic process
Cellular component (GO): protein phosphatase type 1 complex
Molecular function (GO): glycogen binding; protein phosphatase 1 binding
Source: RefSeq, a predicted model, not a curated record